AGGUAUAAUCAUCAUGUCUGGAAGAGGUAAAGGCGGUAAAGGACUCGGGAAAGGAGGCGCUAAGCGUCACCGCAAAGUGUUGCGUGAUAACAUCCAGGGAAUCACCAAACCCGCCAUCCGUCGUCUCGCUCGCCGUGGCGGUGUCAAGCGUAUCUCCGGUCUGAUCUACGAGGAGACCCGCGGUGUGUUGAAGGUGUUUCUGGAGAACGUUAUCCGUGAUGCCGUCACCUACACUGAACACGCCAAGAGAAAGACCGUCACUGCCAUGGACGUUGUGUACGCGCUGAAACGACAGGGACGAACUCUGUACGGCUUCGGAGGAUAAACGAUUUGAUUCUCAUCAGACA
Messenger RNA from Myxocyprinus asiaticus (Chinese sucker), 347 nucleotides. Its product is annotated as histone H4. The record is from RefSeq and is a predicted model, not a curated record. Gene Ontology annotation, cellular component: nucleosome. Lineage: Eukaryota; Metazoa; Chordata; Actinopteri; Cypriniformes; Catostomidae. The transcript has a single exon. Gene Ontology annotation, molecular function: structural constituent of chromatin; protein heterodimerization activity; DNA binding. The coding region runs from base 14 to 325 and encodes 103 amino acids. Gene Ontology annotation, biological process: nucleosome assembly.